GGCCGUCUUUCCCGACCGGACCGGCUCAGUUUCUUCUUCGACGUCCUGAUCCUUCCUGGUUUCCAGCGCUUCCGAGCACGGCGCCAUGGCUUCCUCUGCCUCCGGGAGGGCAGGACGAGGGCUCCCCUCGCCUGCGGCAGCGGCGGCUGCGGUGCUGCUAGUACUAGCUGGAGCGGCCCCGGCGGCGGGCUGCUACCCGCGCGUGUUCAGCUUCGGGGACUCGCUGGCGGACACGGGCAACUACGCCUUCGUCUACGGCAACGACUCCGGCGAUCCCGCGCUCCGGCUGCCCUACGGCGAGACCUUCUUCCACCGCCCCACCGGGCGCUUCUCCAAUGGCCGCAUCGUCCUCGACUUCAUCGCGGAAACGCUGGGUCUCCCGUUCGUGCCGCCGUACCUGAGCGGGCGGAGCGCGGUGGACUUCGCCUGCGGGGCCAACUUCGCCGUCGGCGGCGCCACGGCGCUCAGCCCGGACUUCUUCCGGGACAGGGGUUUCGACGACAUGGGCGACCGAGUGCACCUCGACAUGGAGAUGAAGUGGUUCCGCGAGCUGCUCGACCGCCUCUGCCCCGGCAACCUCGCCGGUUGCGCAGAUAUGAUGAACCAAUCUCUCUUCUUGGUUGGGGAAAUCGGGGGCAAUGACUACAACAUCCCUCUUCUUUCUAAAGUGCCCUUCAAGAAGAUCCGCUCUUUUGUUCCGAGUGUUGUUGCCAAAAUCUCAUCCACGAUCACUGAAUUGAUUAGGCUAGGAGCCAAGACUCUUGUGGUUCCCGGGAACCUCCCAAUUGGGUGUAUCCCAAAAUAUCUGAUGGUAUUUAAGAGCGAUAAGGAAGAAGAUUAUGAACCAAAGACAGGUUGCCUUAGGUGGAUGAACAAGUUCUCACGGUACCACAACCAACUUCUUAUGAAGGAGAUUAAGAAGCUUCGCAAGCUCCAUGCUGGAGUAACCAUCAUCUAUGCUGAUAACUAUGGAGCUGCUAUGGAGAUUUUCCUUUCCCCUGAACAAUAUGGGAUCGAAGAUCCACUCGUGGCUUGCUGUGGUGGAGGUGGACGGUACGGUGUCUCCCCAACUACAAGCUGUGGAUCCGGAGAAUAUACGGUGUGCAGUAACCCUGAAAAGUAUGCCUCAUGGGAUGGCUUCCAUCCAUCAGAAGCUGCGUACAGGGCAAUUGCAAUGGGUCUUCUACGAGGUUCAUACACACAGCCGUCAAUUGCUUCCAUCACCAGUUCAUGUCCACAGCUUGCGGAGCUGGGAUCUUCUGUUGAAUCCAAGCCCCUCUAUGACCUGUAAUGAUUGUGUAACUACAUUUAUUUUUACUACUUGAAAAGGUCAAAUAUUAUUAGUUUGGACUAAUGAUUAGUCAAAUUACAUAUACGUUAAAUGUAAAAAUUAUGUCAAUAGUUCAUGUUUCGAAAUGUUCUUAAUAUGUCAUUGAACUGGUGGAGAAUUACAAUAUUUUCUAAGAUGAAUGAAUGGCCAAUACAUACUUUUGAACA
Messenger RNA from Panicum virgatum (switchgrass), 1497 nucleotides. Its product is annotated as GDSL esterase/lipase At1g28650-like. The record is from RefSeq and is a predicted model, not a curated record. Gene Ontology annotation, molecular function: hydrolase activity, acting on ester bonds. NCBI's taxonomy places the organism in Eukaryota, Viridiplantae, Streptophyta, Magnoliopsida, Poales, Poaceae. Bases 86 to 1291 code for a protein of 401 amino acids. The transcript is spliced from 5 exons.